This is a messenger RNA of Oncorhynchus gorbuscha (pink salmon), 1335 nucleotides long. RefSeq names its product 5-hydroxytryptamine receptor 1D-like. The transcript has 5 exons. Gene Ontology annotation, biological process: G protein-coupled receptor signaling pathway. Bases 4 to 1335 code for a protein of 443 amino acids. Lineage: Eukaryota; Metazoa; Chordata; Actinopteri; Salmoniformes; Salmonidae. Gene Ontology annotation, cellular component: membrane. Gene Ontology annotation, molecular function: G protein-coupled receptor activity. The record is from RefSeq and is a predicted model, not a curated record.
GAGAUGCGGAUUUCAGUCCGGAAUGCGACAUCGAUGGCGGAGGCUCGGCUCAACUUGUCCCCCCGAACUAAACUGAUUCUGGAGGUCCUGAUGGUGUUGAUGUGUCUCGGCGCAGUCACAGGUAACAUCCUGGUGAUUGUGAUAGUGGCGGCCACCAAGACCUUCCACUGCGUGACAUCAGUGCUCAUUAUGAACCUGGCCAUCAGUGACCUGUUGGUCGGGGUUGGAGUCAUGCCCUUCAUAGCUCUCUCCAUCAUGAACAACGGAUGGGUCGACUGUACUGACCUGUGUCUGUAUGUGGGGUACACCUCCUCAGUCUACUGUACAGCCUCCGUCCUGACCCUGGCAGCCAUCGCCCUGGACCGCUACCACUCUAUCAUGGACUGUCUGCGCUACAGUUCCCACUGUACCCUAUGGAGGAAGUGUGCUGUGGUGCUGUGGAUCUGGCUCCAGGCCCUGGUCACCAGCUGUCCUCCUCUGCUGGGCUGGAGCACUGUGUCCUACAUGGCUCCCAUGUACAGCUGUGCGGUGAACUGGAAGAGCAGUCCCAGCUACACAGCCUUCAUGGCUGCCCUGUCCUUCCUCAUGCCUGCUGCAGUAAUCCUCUUCUGUUACGUCAUCAUCGUCCGUGUAGCCCGGAGCCACGCCAGGAGGAUCCACAACCUGGAGGACCAGCUGCAGAGAAACACUGGAAUGCCGAGCUCCUCCUUCCCGACCGAGAGUACUUCUGAGCGGACUAGUCCGAGGUGUCUAGGUGCCCACGGUCCUUCCACCUCCAGGCUGGUGUAUCAUCUGAGUGGGCGGUUUGUAUCGGAGACCCAUGGAGAGGUUGGGGACGAGGUUCCUUCAGGGUCAGAUCAUACUGCUGGAGCUCCACAGACCUCCAACCACCCAGACUCUACCUCCAGCUCCAAUGCUGCAUCCCGGAGACUGUUCUCCUUCCUGGCCCAACACGCCCCCCAUGGCCACCCCCAUCCGCCCCACCAGAACUCCAACUCCAAUCACCUCCAGCACCACGGGGUUGUACGUCUCUUCCUGGUUAUCGCCGCCUUCUUCCUGUGUUGGACUCCAUAUAUAGGCGUUGCGCUAGUCCAGGCCACGGAGACCGCCCUAUCGUGUAAGUCCUCCUUAGUCCCGCCCUCAGCGGUUACCUUCUCCUAUUGGUUGGUUCUGUUGAACUCAGACAUCAAUCCUGUGCUGUAUGCUCUGCUCAGUCAGGGAGGUUCCAGGGGCUCUGCGGUGCCUGAAGCAGAAGAUCAGAGUGCGUCUUGGGGGAACGUGGUGGGGAGUGGGGAGGCGAGACCAGGGGGAGGGAGAGGAGGGGAGGAGCAGUGA